Mercenaria mercenaria is the source of this 1146-nucleotide messenger RNA. Its product is annotated as neuronal acetylcholine receptor subunit alpha-3-like. The coding region runs from base 1 to 1146 and encodes 381 amino acids. The transcript has a single exon. The record is from RefSeq and is a predicted model, not a curated record. Gene Ontology annotation, molecular function: neurotransmitter receptor activity; transmembrane signaling receptor activity; extracellular ligand-gated monoatomic ion channel activity. Gene Ontology annotation, biological process: nervous system process; monoatomic ion transmembrane transport; chemical synaptic transmission. NCBI's taxonomy places the organism in Eukaryota, Metazoa, Mollusca, Bivalvia, Venerida, Veneridae. Gene Ontology annotation, cellular component: neuron projection; membrane; synapse.
AUGGCGCUUCCAGGCUUAAACUGGACUGAUGAGUCCAUGAUGUGGAAUCCGGCGGAUUAUGGUGGACUGUUUUCACUUAUUACGGAAAGUGGUCCUUUCUGGACACCAAAUCUUGUUUUGGGUAAUAGUAUCGGGGAAUGGAAACGUAUAGGCGCUGAAUGGCAGACGAUUCGUUUCUUCUCUUCUGGAGCGGCCUAUUAUUACCCAGGGGAAAUAUUUUCAAGCGCAUGUCAUGUUGAUGUUACCUAUUACCCCUGGGAUAUACACAAAUGUCUUCUGACAUUUUUCCCUCAAGGGCAUACACCGAAUGAAGUGUAUUUAACAGUCAAUGGGAACAAAGUUUCAACGAAGCAUUAUCUGGAAAAUGGAGGAUGGGCGUUUGUUGAUUCGAGGAUUCAACCAAGUUAUUCCCCUUACUACACGGAUAUUUCAAUAGAAUUAGUCUUUGAAAGAAAACCUAGAUACGUUAUUGUUAAUGUAAUUAUGCCAAUUAUAUUUAUGGCGUUUCUAAGCAACGUGGUGUUUCUUAUUCCCGCAGAUUGUGGUGAAAGAAUUUCCUACAGCAUAACUGUGCUACUGGCAAUUGCAGUGUACCUCACACUUGUUGGAGACAACCUUCCUAAAAUAUCUACUCCAAUGUCUUACUUUAGUUAUUAUCUACUAGCGCUGUUAGUAACUAGCACUUGCAUUGCCAUGGCAACAAUUUUCAGUCUACGAAUUUACCAUAGUGACGAGUCAGAUCCAGUGACUGGAUGUUGGGCUAAGAUUUCUACGGGUUUCAAAUGUUUUAGAAGAAUCGGAAAAGCAAAAGAAGCAACAUCUAAACAGGUACAACAUAUUAGAUAUGUUUCCAGUGGAAGUAUUUAUCCUAUCAUUAGCGGAAAUGUCUACAAAGCGGGAUCAAUUUUAGAGCUUCCGAAAGUGCACGGGUCGCUACAGAUCAGGCGACAUUCGGACACGUUUGACACACAGGAAGUGGCUAAAUUGGAUGGAAAUUCAAGCAGUGACAGAGGCGUCUCAUGGAAAGACGUUAGCGUAGCCAUAGACACAAUCUUCUUUCUGGUUUUCUUUAUCAUGCUUACAACAGCAACAAUCGUUUAUGUGGUAAUAAUUUCGAAAAGUGAACGUGCAAUAUUAUCUGAAUGA